Messenger RNA from Cladocopium goreaui, 1044 nucleotides. NCBI's taxonomy places the organism in Eukaryota, Dinophyceae, Suessiales, Symbiodiniaceae. The record is from the annotation of a GenBank genome assembly.
AUGAGAUCAAUGUUGCAACACCAUUUGCGUCCUGAUGGCACAAUCUCUUUCCCGGAUUUCUUGAAAGUUGUGAACUUUUUGAAGGAACUUGAGAAGGACAAGGUGGGAAAGAUCAUCGACGAUCACACUGACCAGAACUGUUGCAUUCCUGCCAGAGAGGUUUGUACGUUCUUUCGAGUGUGCGGCUUCAUUUCCAAGGUACAAGCAGAAAGGAUGGAGGUCCAAGAGCUAGUUGAUCAAGGCGAUGGUCAGGGUAGCAAGUAUCUUGGCCGAGCACCAAUCAUUGAUAUCUGGAUACGACUUCAUGCUCUCCUCAAGGAGACAGCAGUAGAACGAGAGCGCCAGUAUGUUUUGACAAAUGGCGGAUGGACUGAGUACGACUACAUUGACUUCAAAAAAGCAUUCCACCGAUUUGACGAGGAUAUGUCUGACAUGUUGGAGCGAGAUGAGCUUGUUCAGGCAAUGGAUUUGUUACGGGGAAACGUUUGGAGAGCCCAGUCCAGCGUAAACAUGAUGCUGUCUGCUUGUGGCGUAGACAGUGAGAGAGAUGUCAAGGUCAACUUCAUGUCCUUCCUCCGCCUGCUGAAGCUCAUCGAUGAGGUCGAGACGCGCCACAACCUAGGCAUAACUAUGGGAUACUCACCUGAGAGAACUGAUCGUCUCUACAGUGGUUUCCAGGCGCUGGAUCAAGAAGGCCAUGGCUCGGUGCAAAAAGCGACCCUAGCAAAUGCAAUGAGAAAAGCCACAGCAAAAUGGUGUAGUCAGACCCAGCUGAGUGAAGCUCUCUUCCCCUUGGGUUCCAAUUCUGCACCGGUCAACUUCCAGGGCUUCCUGAAGGUUGUGAAAGCACUUGAAAAUGUCGUAGAGGGCGAUUGGGAAGAAUGUCUAGACGACAUUUGCGCCUGGGAGAACAGCCUUGGGCUAGACGAGGAAGAAGGCAAUGUGGAGGAACACCUGGAGGCGCAAACACCAACCUCCACACCAUCGAUGAAACUCAACCGGAUGUCGAGUGCAGUUGCAGGCAAGAUGUCGCUCUUCACCUGA